Molecule: messenger RNA, 1836 nt
Organism: Lachancea dasiensis
Lineage: Eukaryota; Fungi; Ascomycota; Saccharomycetes; Saccharomycetales; Saccharomycetaceae
Source: the annotation of a GenBank genome assembly
AUGAAGAACUUACUUUCAUUGGUAAACAAACAGGACAAGCCUAAGUCCCCCAAGCAUGUUUCAGAUACAGAAGCCAACAAUGGUGGCAUGAACACAAUUAUGAUGGAUGACGCUAAAAAAAGUAAAAGUGACGUUGAGCUGUGCCAUAUGGAACAUGCUCCCGGUUCAAAUAGUCCUGAAGAUGAGGAUACUGAGGCUUCUGAGCUGUUGAAUGCGACUCAAGAUGCUAAAGAAGCAGACGAUAACGAGAGAACAAUGCCCUUAAUGCAGGCCCUUAAAACCUACCCAAAGGCUGCAGCAUGGUCUUUGCUCGUUUCGACUACGUUGAUUAUGGAAGGCUACGACACUGCAAUUCUUGGCGCUUUCUUCGCUCUGCCUGUUUUCCAGGAAAAGUUUGGUAGCCAAAACUCGACAGGAGAUUGGGAGGUUUCGGCUUCAUGGCAAGUUGGUUUGACCUUGUGUUAUAUAGGGGGCGAGAUUGUGGGAUUACAGCUUACGGGACCACUGUGUAAUUACAUUGGUAAUCGGUACACAAUGAUUUUCGCGCUGUUCAGUCUCGCUAUGUUCACCUUCAUUCUGUAUUUCUGCAAGGAUUUGGGAAUGAUCGCGGUGGGCCAGGCCCUGUGUGGUAUGCCGUGGGGCUGCUUUCAGAGCUUAACAGUCACAUAUGCGUCAGAAAUAUGUCCCUUGGCGCUCAGAUACUACUUGACAACAUAUUCUAACCUCUGUUGGUUAUUCGGUCAACUAUUUGCAGCCGGUAUUAUGAAGAACUCUCAAAAUAUGUAUGCGCAUUCCGAACUUGGUUAUAAAUUACCGUUUGCGUUGCAAUGGUUGUGGCCUGCUCCUCUAAUGGCUGGUAUAUACCUAGCGCCUGAGUCUCCUUGGUGGUUAGUCAAAAAGGGAAAAAUGGAUGAGGCAAGGAGAUCGCUUAAUAGGACGCUGAAUGGUAAGGGUAUAGAAAAAGAGGUUACGGUGGCCAAAGAAUUAGAGAAAAUUCGACUCACCAUAGAGAAGGAAAAGACACUGAAAUCUUGUGAGGGAAGUUACCUGGACUGCAUAAGUGAUAAAACUAAUAGGAGAAGAACCAGAAUUGCCUGCCUUGCAUGGGUGGGACAGACAACAUGUGGCGCCGGUCUUAUGGGAUACUCAACUUAUUUUUAUCAAAAAGCUGGUGUCAGCACAGAUAUGUCUUUUACCUUCAGUAUCAUCCAGUACUGUCUGGGCAUAAUUGCAACUUUUAUCUCUUGGUGGCUCUCAAAGCACUUAGGCAGAUUUGAUCUGUACGCAAUCGGCUUGGGAUUCCAGGGCAUAAUGUACUUAAUAAUUGGUGGUCUAGGAUGCAUGGAGACAACAGAAUCAAAAAUGGCAAGUGGAGCACUUCUGAUGGUCGUAGCUUUUUUCUAUAAUUUGGGUAUUGCCCCUGUGGUCUUCUGUCUAGUGUCUGAAAUUCCAUCGUCCAGGUUAAGAACAAAGACUAUUAUUUUGGCUCGAAAUUCCUACAAUGUUGUCUCAAUUGCUGCAUUGGUCUUGAUAUUAUACCAGUUGAAUUCCGACAAGUGGAACUGGGGUGCUAAAGCAGGUUUCUUCUGGGGCGGAUUAUGUUUUGCUACGCUUGCAUGGGCUGCUAUUGAUCUACCCGAAACUUCAGGAAAGACUUUUAGUGAGAUCAAUGAACUAUUCAAGCAGCAUACCCCGGCUCGGAAGUUUAAGACAGCAAAGGUAGAGCCUUUUUCAAUCAAAACCUCAAAUGAACUAUCGGAUGACGAUAUAACACCUUCGCUGGGGGUCUCUUCCAAAUCUCAUGACGAAAGGGAAUCGCCAAACAAUGGUCUUUAG